AUGGAAACCGAGAACGCUGUCCAGGAUGAUCUCCUGCUACACGUAGACAACGUUGCCUGUCGAAAGUUCGGCGAAGGAAUCUUGACAGUUAUGAAGGAUCGGUUGAUCUGGCGCAGUACGAUUGCACAAAAAGUCUCUCCGGCCAACAAACUCAAGGUCCAGCUGCAAAUAUGUUUGCAGAAUGGCGCCAAUACUACAUUCCAGUUCCUAAAUCCGUUAGGUUCCGAGGGUCAGCUGCGCGAUCGAGAAUCUGUCAAAGAGCUGCUGCAGCAACUGCUUCCGCGCUUUCGUCGAAAACUUCUUUCCUGCAUUGGUUCAGUUACGGUGCUUCAGAGCAAUAAGACUCUUUUAUCGCUGUACAAAGAACUUGUAGUCUCGAAAGUACUCAGUACCGAAGAUUUUUGGAAUUAUUUUGUUCAGAAGACUGGUGUCUCAGCGGGGUUUAAUGGCAUGACGCAGACCGACGCUUGCAAUGAGGUGAAGUUCAACAUCACUAAUGACAUAAUGCUUUCCAUAUUUCGCAUAUACCCCACUGUGAAACAGAAACACAUGGAACUCGUACCAAGUCAAAUGACCGAGGAACAGUUCUGGACUCAGUUUUUCAACUCUCAUUACUUCCAUCGAGAUCGUUUGACGAACCUCAAUCCGAAAGAGGUGUUCGUUGACUGUUUACGGAUUGAAACUGAUAUUGCUAUUUUAACAAAACUUGCAAUUUCGCUCCUUUUUGACAAUUCAAUAGACGAUUUUGAUGGUUGUCGACAUAGUAUCAGCCUUCUGUCAGGGUUUAGCGGUCCUAAAGUAGGGAAUGGUGAUCUUUGUGCAUUUGCUGACUUGUUCUGA
Molecule: messenger RNA, 840 nt
Organism: Soboliphyme baturini
Lineage: Eukaryota; Metazoa; Nematoda; Enoplea; Dioctophymatida; Soboliphymatidae
Source: the annotation of a GenBank genome assembly